Molecule: messenger RNA, 1568 nt
Organism: Saccostrea cuccullata (small rock oyster)
Lineage: Eukaryota; Metazoa; Mollusca; Bivalvia; Ostreida; Ostreidae
Exons: 11
Coding region: 185-1537 (450 amino acids)
Source: RefSeq, a predicted model, not a curated record
UGUGAUAAAAAAAAAUGUCGGUGAAUUAUUAAAACCUCAUUCGAGGUUUUGAAAUUCAAUAGACCGGUUUGUUUACGCAGAAUCGUUGUGUAUUUAUAGAACGUCGUUAGUUUCUUUUCUUCCUGGUUGAAGCUUGGAGGACAUUACAAAUGUAACAACAAAGUUCAGAGUCUUCCUGUCAAAGAUGAUGUUUCUUUCCUCUAUGAUGAGAUUUACACUUGUUUAUAUAGUGUCCGUGAUUACGUGGGCAGAUGCUUCAAGUUUAUGGUUCUGCGAUAUGACUGAUGACCCCUGUGAGGCAGCCAACAUACGGCCUUCAUUUGAGCCGGAUUUUAGGGCAGAGAACUGCCUGUACAAGAGUUACGAUUAUUGUGAUCGCUACAUAACUCCAGGAUGGCACAGGUUUGAAGAAGACAUGUUGAAUCAUCCUCCAAAUUUACUCAGUUGUGGAGCUGUGUAUCCUUCGUGGCUUAACGGAAGUCUUCCAACAGUGGAAAACGAAGUUGUGCACAGAAAAGUAUGCAAAGUUGGUUUUGAGAGUCCAUGUGUUAAGGAUGUCACUAUCAGAAUAAAACACUGUGGUUCAUUUAACGCGUACUGCCUACCGGCACUGGAUGCCUGCUCAGAGAGAUAUUGCUUCGGUGAAAAAGACGCGUCUUGUGUAGAGAUCACUAGUUCACCUAAACCUGACACGACUCCAGCUGUCUGGAAAACUUCCACAACAAGGCAGCCACCCAAACCGACGAAUAGACCCACAACCAGGGGAACAACAAGGGAAACCACAAAGAAUCCAGUACUUGAGGAGUUCUGGUUCUGUAAUGAAGAUCCGUGCAUGUUGCCUGACAUCCCAAGGAUUCCAAACACCAAAAACAGGACUGAAAAUUGUAAAUACACACACUACAUGCAAUCAUGUGAUCGGGAUCUAUAUCCUGGUUGGUAUAAAGCAGACGACCAAGGACAGGUGCUACUAGAUAGAUGCCCGGGAAUCCUUUCCUGUGGCGCUAUUCGCCCCGUCUGGAUGCAGGGUUCGCAUCCCAGUAUUUGGGACGGAAAAGUACAAAGAGACAUUUGUACGUCAGGACUUUCGGAGGGCUUUAAUAAAAAUUGUUGCCUGGAGAAAAACAAAAUACUUGUGAAGAACUGUGGAAGGUUUAUGGCCUACUGCUUGAAACCCUUGAAUUUAUGCGAGGAUCGAUACUGCUUCGGAAAGCAUAAACCCUGUGUUGCUGAUGAUGACGAGUAUGUCAAGAAAAACCCUUUGCCACACAAAAACCGGUUAACAGAAAAUGCGCUGAUCAUUGCCGUAGUCUUAUCAAUUACACUGGCAACCAUUGGAGGCCUGGUGGUGUUCUACCUAUAUAAAGGUCAACAUUUCAAAAGAUAUUGCAAUAAAUCCGCCAUCUAUGAGAAACAAGUUCCAACCAAGAAAUUCGACAACGAUUUCCAGACUCUAAAUGUAAAAUGCAUUAACAAGGAGAAUGAUUAUGUGAAACUUCCAGAAAAAUCAGCCAACCUCACAUUCAGUUCUAAAUGUUAGGGCAUCCAUUUCGUAAGCUAAACAGAAUCUG